This is a messenger RNA of Microsporum canis CBS 113480, 1683 nucleotides long. RefSeq names its product SPT10. Bases 1 to 1683 code for a protein of 560 amino acids. The transcript is spliced from 2 exons. Lineage: Eukaryota; Fungi; Ascomycota; Eurotiomycetes; Onygenales; Arthrodermataceae. The record is from RefSeq and is a predicted model, not a curated record.
AUGCCUGCCAUCAACGUUGGGUCCGCCGGAGACGAUCCGGCUGUGAGCCCGAUAUACCGCACUACGGACGGGGCCCCCGCGGGAGCGUACCAUGACCCUGUAAUGGGUGCUACAAGCUCGGGUACCGGUAGCAGCCCACAGCUACCUCCCGCAAUCUUACCGAGACAGGUUACUCUACGAGACCGCGUUACAGUGGCCACGCUUAUCCCCUUCUCGUCUGCGCAGGAAGUACCUCGUUCGCUGUUAGCGUAUCUGUGCGACGAGCUUAACAAGGAGAUCGAGAAGGGCGACACCUACCCGUUUCUCAACCCAUUGAGCCUUGAGGAGUUCGGCACAGACUGGUUCUCCCACUUUACGGCUGUCAUGGUGCUCGGAGACGUGCCUACCGUCGGUCACGUACAGUCUCUAGAGGCUAUUGGCGCCGACUGGGGGAAGAUAUGUUUGGGUAGCUUCAAUAUCAAGCCCAAUUAUCCGGGAAGGAGUAGUCAUAUAUGUAACGGCGCGUUCUUGGUGACGGAUGCCUCGAGAAACCGUGGUGUAGGCAGGCUGAUGGGAGAAUGCUACCUGGAAUGGGCUCCACAGAUGCUCAUCGAUGCGAUCAUAUAUGGUCGAGAUCUCGGCCCAGAAGGUGAAGACUUUGUCUCUGAGGAACGAUUCGACAAGAUCAGAUACUAUCUCAAGCACUCCAAAUACCCAAGUGGAGCAGAUCGGGCUGAGAAAAGCCGUCUACGCAGUGCAGCCACACAUUAUAAACUUGUAGGGGGUGAGAAGGGUGAGCCAGAAAAGCUGAUGUUGAAGGAUAAGGAGGUUGUCUCCGAUCCUCAACAGCAGUAUGAAAUUGCUCGCGGCAUACACCAGCAACAGCAUGGCGGGAUCAACAAGACCACCGCCACGAUUGCGCUAAAGUACCAUUGGGUCCGCAUCAAGGAGACCGUCAGCAUGGUUAUCAAGAAUUGUCCCCAGUGCAAGGAAGGCCCCAAGGCACCUAUAAAUGGAGCCAGCAGCCUCAGCCACACCAGCUCUCAUGCCAACAGUCCGGACCCCAAUUCAUUCAAACGAGAAAAGCCACUUACUUCUCGCGUCCAUACCUUCAACAUAGCACCUCCAAACACCUUUAACCUGCCGCCCCAGUCCGACCAGCAACUCCCCAACGUAUCCGUUCACCAGUACUCCAAGGAGGAAACCUUCACCUCUUCCAACUCUCAUACACACCCUCAUACUAACUCUCUCAUCCAUGCCGAACAAAUGGCGGAUUACACCGAUGUACCACUAGAUCCACAGAUAAUGGACGAUUUACAUCACCAUCUACCAUCUUUUCAACACCACAAUGGUGUCAAUGUAGGCGUGGGCGUAAGUCCAUAUGAAACCGACGGCACACAGGACGCCCUAACACAUGGCUUUGACCAUACAUCCAUGCAGCAUCACGACCACGGCCACCACGGCCACCACCACGACCACACUGGAAACUACCAGGUAGUCGAAGAAGACGACCUGAUGGCCUCACAUACCAGCGUUGGUGCCGGAGUGGGCGUCGAUGUCGACGUGGAUGUCGGCGUAGGCAUGCGAGACCAAUCGAUGAGGCUCGUAGAGGCGACACGGCUACAGAACGAUGCACAGUUCCAGGCGGACCUACUUACUGUUGCCUUUGGCGGGAGAGAAGACCAAAAUCACUUUGAUAGCUAA